GCGAUCUUGUUAUAGGCUGUUGUUGUAGGCUCUUCGAGGCUCUAAUAAGCCACCCGUGGCCCCUCGGAUAGCAUACACUGGUAGUACUAGUAGAACUGUACUAAGUACUAGGACACACUGCAGCAUCUCAGACCUGCCAGUACUGCGGAACUGUCCUGUAUCUACUCCGAGUCGGGCAUCUCCCUUAUUAUUAUUGUUACUCCUUCGUUGAACUCGACCUUGUCCUUGUCACGACCUCUUCUUGGACCCGUGGAAUUCAUCACCACUGGUACCCUGCAAGUCAUAUCACCUACCUGCAGCUGUCCUGUGCAGUGGCACCCUGAUCACCGUUACCAUUGUACCAGGCGUCGACCCGAACCAAACGAGACCGACCCAGACCAAACAACAAUACCGCCAUCCCAUUCUCCCUCCGCAGCCCUGACACCUGGCUCACAACUCCAAGCAGUGGCGACACAAUCAAACAUCCCGUUUCAGGCUGCGCUGGUUACUCGACCUCGGGUUUCGGACCAGGCCCCGUUGCCGUUGCGGCUGCUGCUUCUUCACCGUCGGGUACUUCACUUCUAUACAGCAUAGUUCCUCGUCCUCCGUAACGUCAUCCCAUGAUCUCGCCGCCUGUCUCUGUCACCUCCCAACCAGGGGCAGACCUCAAUAGAACUUCCUCUCGUCGGAGAGGCCUGAGUUACCUUCGUGCCCUUUCACACAGUCGGUCCUCGGGCGGCACCAGUCCGAACGAGGCCUCUCGUUCCCCGAGACAUUACUUCCAACGAUCUCACAGCUACAACGAUACUCGACCCGAUCCGUCCACUGCUACUCGGCGAAGAAGUGCUUCGCGGCCAAACGAGCCUACGACUCCACUUGCCAUUCACACUCGAUUGAUUGCUACAUCUCAAGGGACUCCACGGCCGUCGUCGCCGUUAGUCGCAGGUCAUCCCGCCCCGGAGACCGCAGAUCAGGUGGAUGUGGUCUCAGAACCGGCAGAGCAGAAUACAGACGAGAUGGCAAGACAACGAAGUUCUAUGGCGCGGAGAAACACGAACAGCAAUCAACCCAUUGAUGAUGGCGCGGUCGAGAGAUCGGAUUCGGGCGGCCUGCGUCCCCCGAACCUCAGGAGAAUGACUACGGGCACGAAAGGCGACUCACACGAUGGCGAAGCCAAACAUCAACUGCCCACUAUACGAUUUUUCCCCCAUCAGGAGAUGAGAAAUGGCCGGCCAUCUCUUACAUUUACCCCCAUCUCGAGAACAUUGCCGAAUGAGCACGCCGUCAUCCGGGUCGGUCGGUAUUCGGAGCGUGAGGGAAUCCCUGAGGCCAACCCCAGCACACCUUCCGACGCGCCUGUGGGCUUCAAAUCCAAAGUGGUCAGUCGAAAGCACUGUGAAUUCAGUUUCGUAGAUGGCCAAUGGCAGAUCAGAGAUGUCGCCAGUUCAUCAGGCACGUUUCUCAACCACAUCAGGCUCAGUCAGCCCAACACUGAGUCCAAACUAUUCCCAAUCAAGGAUGGGGAUAUUGUUCAGUUGGGCAUCGAUUUCCGCGGAGGCGAGGAAAUGAUAUUCCGUUGCGUCAAGAUCCGAAUCGAGUGCAAUCGGUCAUGGCAGAAGAAACCCAACAACUUCAACAAGAGCAGACAUCAGCAGCUGCAAAGCCUCGCCAAAGAUCAAGCGUCAGCAAAUGCAAAUAGUGGCGAAUGCGCCAUCUGCCUUGGUUCUGUACUGCCUUGUCAAGCAUUGUUCGUGGCGCCUUGUGCGCAUUGCUGGCAUUACAAAUGCAUUCGUCCCUUACUCGAAGGAAGAAACAGCCUGUAUCCACAGUUUCAGUGUCCAAACUGCAGAGCGUACACCGAUCUAACUGCAGAUGUCGACAUUGCCCAAUCUGACAUUGAUGAAUGGAUGGAGAAUGCAGAUGACGCGGCAAAUCAGACGGGCAAUGAGAAUGGAGAAGCGCACAACGAGACGGAUGCCAGUGUCAAUGCUCAUACGGAUGGCGAUGCCACUGACGAACAACGAUCGGACGACAUGGAUGCUGCGAAUGACACAGGAGAUGUCGACAUCACUACCACAGAUAUUAAUCUUGACCCUGCCCCUGAGCUUACAUCAGGCUUAGGCGAUGGAUUGGAAGGCGGCCCGUCCACGGCAGUGGGAGCUCAAAAUUCUGGACUUCUGGCGCGGAGACAAGCCUCCAAUCCCAGUUCGACCGGCAUACACUCUAUGAACGGGAACCUUGAAAUGCCCCAACACCCAGACGAAGACGAGAUGGAUGUCCACUUGGAGCAUACCAGGACACAAACCCCGGACAUUGAGCACAUCAAUCCCGGCGAGGGACCACUUACUCCGAGAAACAAUGCGGGACCUUUUGUGUUUGAUGGAAGUGCUGGGCGCUCUGACGCUGGACAUUUGUCAGUGCCCGGAAAUUCAAAAGUCACGGACGGUUCCGAACGAUCCCAGUGAGGGCCAUACGUUGGCAAAGUCUGGGAGUGCUAUGGUCACUGCUGUUGCGCAAGAGAAUGAUCAAGUCGCCGGGAAUUUGCUGGAGGGAGGGUGGCCUCUGCAGUGCAGAGAAACGGCAGCAUGAGGAUUCCAAGUUGUGCAUUGUGCAAAAGUCUAUGCGAGCAUCAGUAGAGUGGGCAUAUUCCCUUAUUAAUGCUCCUACGGGAAGGUGGGGAAUGCCAUGGUCAAAAAAAGGGGUGGUGAUUUCGUGUUCUAGAGCGAGUUCUUGAGCGUUUCUUUAUCACUGGCAUGAUUGUAAUGUCAUAUUAUCCUGACCGCUUCGGUCACAGAUUGCCUGCAGGGCAUCCAUCCAGCAUGCGCUCUCGGUUGAAAAAUCAAUGAUGCACUGAAAAUGAGCACCAUUGCAUGGAACAGAACUGGAACCCAUUCCAUUCCACAUUGAUCUCAAAUCUCUUUCG
Exophiala dermatitidis NIH/UT8656 is the source of this 2902-nucleotide messenger RNA. RefSeq lists its product as uncharacterized. Gene Ontology annotation, biological process: ubiquitin-dependent protein catabolic process; mitotic spindle assembly checkpoint signaling; protein ubiquitination. The transcript is spliced from 3 exons. NCBI's taxonomy places the organism in Eukaryota, Fungi, Ascomycota, Eurotiomycetes, Chaetothyriales, Herpotrichiellaceae. Gene Ontology annotation, molecular function: ubiquitin protein ligase activity; protein binding. Bases 600 to 2444 code for a protein of 614 amino acids. The record is from RefSeq and is a predicted model, not a curated record. Gene Ontology annotation, cellular component: cytosol; cell division site; mitotic spindle pole body.